AUGCGAUACAUCAUUCGAGACGACAAAGCUGCGGUUGGCAAAUACAUCGCCGAAUACGUAGCCAAACGGAUCAACACCCACUUCGAGCACUCCGAUCGACCCUUUGUCCUCGGUUGCCCAACCGGCUCUUCCCCUCUCGACACCUACAAAACUCUCAUCCAGAUCCACCGAGAAGGUCGCCUGUCAUUCAAAAACGUGAUCACCUUCAACAUGGACGAAUACGUCUCUCUUCCCAAAUCUCACCCUGAAUCCUACCAUUCUUUCAUGUGGAACAACUUUUUCUCCCACAUCGACAUCCAACCCCAGAACGUCCACAUUCUUGACGGCAAUGCACCAGACUUGGUUGCGGAGUGUAACGACUACGAAGCGAAAAUCCAAGCCGUUGGAGGCAUCGAUCUUUUCUUGGCCGGUGUAGGUUCCGAUGGUCACAUUGCUUUCAAUGAACCCGGUUCCUCCCUCGCUUCUCGUACCAGGAUUAAGACGCUUGCAUAUGACACGGUGUUGGACAACUCAAGAUUCUUCGACAACGAUCCAUUGAAGGUGCCAAGGAUGGCGUUGACCGUUGGGGUACAGACUGUGAUGGAUGCGAGCGAGAUUUUGGUGAUUAUUGUUGGACAGCACAAGGCGCAUGCGUUGGCGAAGUGUGUCGAGGAGGGAGUAAACCAUAUGAAUACGGUCUCGUGCAUUCAGUUGCAUCCUAAUGCACUGCUGGUCUCGGAUGAGGAUGCUACGAGCGAAUUGAGGGUUAGGACGGUUAGGUACUUCAAGGGGAUUGAGAGAGCUCAGGAGGAGAUGGAGAAAUUGUAUGGACUUCAUGGUCACAAGAAGUCUCCUAGCAGUAAUGAUAGUCCUGUUGUAAAUCGGUACAUUAACUAA
Messenger RNA from Ustilago hordei, 876 nucleotides. Its product is annotated as putative glucosamine-6-phosphate isomerase. NCBI's taxonomy places the organism in Eukaryota, Fungi, Basidiomycota, Ustilaginomycetes, Ustilaginales, Ustilaginaceae. Gene Ontology annotation, molecular function: identical protein binding; glucosamine-6-phosphate deaminase activity. The coding region runs from base 1 to 876 and encodes 291 amino acids. The record is from RefSeq and is a predicted model, not a curated record. Gene Ontology annotation, biological process: N-acetylneuraminate catabolic process; N-acetylglucosamine catabolic process; D-glucosamine catabolic process. Gene Ontology annotation, cellular component: cytoplasm. The transcript is spliced from 2 exons.